Messenger RNA from Botrytis cinerea B05.10, 705 nucleotides. RefSeq lists its product as hypothetical. The record is from RefSeq and is a predicted model, not a curated record. Gene Ontology annotation, biological process: regulation of DNA-templated transcription. The transcript is spliced from 3 exons. Bases 233 to 586 code for a protein of 117 amino acids. NCBI's taxonomy places the organism in Eukaryota, Fungi, Ascomycota, Leotiomycetes, Helotiales, Sclerotiniaceae.
GACUAUCUUAUUGUAAGACUUACUGGAGCUUCAUUCGCUCUUGACAUACGGUUAUACAAGCAUUUUUCCUUUAUCAGCAUUUCUAAGAACACCUGCGGCAUUGGUAGCAUUAGCAAUACUUUAAGUCAAAGUUGCCACGUCCAUAUCUCUAUAAUCGCAAUUGCAACAGUAAAGAGGUAGACUGCAGGAAUUUCCUGGUAUACAUUGAUAAUAUCGAAGCGAAGAGAACAACAUGGAUACGCCAUGGGAGAUUACUUUCAGAGACGCCCUAAACUAUCUCAAUCAAAUUCGUGAUGCUUUCCAAUACACUAAACCGGGAAUGAAAAACGAGUUGCUGGACAUCCUGCGUGCAUUUGUAAUACAUCGUUCGCACAGGGCGACGACCCUCCAGUGGACGAACCUUUUGGACGUCAAUCAUCUUGAUAUAAUUCAUGGGUUUAAAGCUUUUCUGCCAGUUGAGGAAGCCAAGCAGCUGGUCGAUCUCAGAAUCUUGUAUUUGUCUUUGCAAAAUUGGUUGAAAACAAGCAUGGAAGUGGACUGGAGUCAUCCGGAUUGGUCUCGGAUUUGGGAUUCGAUAGGAGAGUGAUGAUAUUAACCAGGGUGUAUUGGAAAAAUGGGAUAGCGUCUAUAUUUGCUUUUGGAAGAGCCUGUAAUUGAUGAGCAGUACGGCCAUAUGUAGCAAAUCGAUCUCUCUUGAACCUCGGA